Molecule: messenger RNA, 627 nt
Organism: Punctularia strigosozonata HHB-11173 SS5
Lineage: Eukaryota; Fungi; Basidiomycota; Agaricomycetes; Corticiales; Punctulariaceae
Exons: 1
Coding region: 1-627 (208 amino acids)
Source: RefSeq, a predicted model, not a curated record
AUGUUGCAAGUUCUGAAGGCAGACAGCGACGCAGCGGUAGAACGGUUCAAGAAAGCGAAAGCCGAUUCGUCCCUUGAAGAAUGUUUUGCAGAUCUCUUUCCAGAUGCUUCGAACUCUCUGAUCCCAUUUCUUCCUGCCACUAUCGGAACCAUUGCUGAUAGCCUUGGUGCUGGGGUUCCCCCUGGUCCAGUCGCCCCGGGAGCGGGUACCGCCAUCGUCGCGGCUGUAUCCCUUCUACAGGGUCUUCCUGUCGGUUUUAUGCCUGCGGAUCUGGACCAGCUAUGUGGAGCAGACCGCAAUCGCCAGCAGCCACAGACUGCUCCUGCUCCCCCUCAGCGAGGACCCUUGGUCAGCUUCCAGGCGCACUUCCUCCCCCCCUUGCCAGUGGCGCAAAGCUUCGCCGCCGCCGGUCACAACCCGUUCCCCUUGAUUGAUAACUUGGCCAAGGCGUCCCAGAACUGGAGGCUUCCCUUCCCGCCUCCGCCUGGAGGCACCUCAUCGCACACGGCUACAUCAAUAUCUCACACAACCAUAGUCUCCACUACCACAGCGCACACAACUCCUCCCGCCACCACACACACUACGGAGACUCCUCCGCACACUUCAACGACCACAAAUCAUCCUUGA